AUGUUGUAUGCGACAAGUGGUGACGACGACGAAGAUGCAGAACUUAUGGCGCCCUUGCAAAAGGACCACGAGCUGUUAGAAUGCCCAGACUGGCAGGCCGUGAACGGCGUUCGUAAGCGUCGGCAGCGGCAGUGCAAUGUGUGCUCAAUUCUAAAGCGCUAUGUUGGAGAGUACCGCGCUACCAAGUACUACUGUGCUGCAUGCAGCAAGUCGGACACAGCACGUUUGUACCUGUGCAACAUGGCCUGGAAACAUUACCCAGGGAACUCCAUGACGUGCUUUCAAAUUUGGCACAAUAAGUGGGAAAAUGGGAGCAAACGUCCGCACCCGCGUUGUGGGCGCGACAUCCAGGCUCGGGCCGCUGGCACUGGCGGAGGUAAGAAGCUCAAGCGUCAGGAUUCUGAAGAAGACGCCGAAGAAAAGGAGGAUGAUGAUGAAGAGCAGGAAGCUAGCGAGGAGUAA
Molecule: messenger RNA, 462 nt
Organism: Phytophthora sojae
Lineage: Eukaryota; Oomycota; Peronosporomycetes; Peronosporales; Peronosporaceae
Exons: 3
Coding region: 1-462 (153 amino acids)
Source: RefSeq, a predicted model, not a curated record